UCUAUUGGACAAUCAUGUGUCAUUCAUACGGACAGUGGCGCGGCCAGGCGGUUAGUUAAACAUGGCAGUACCGGCGGGGAGAUCCGUGGUGUUUGUAACGGGGAACGCGAAAAAAUUAGAAGAGGUUGUUCAGAUCCUCGGUGACAAAUUCCCCUACAAACUUAUUUCUAAGAAGAUUGAUUUGCCUGAAUACCAAGGAGAACCUGAUGAGAUCUCUGUACAGAAGUGCAAAGAGGCAGCAAGACAGGUAGACGGACCAGUGAUUGUAGAGGACACGUGUCUGUGUUUCAAGGCAUUAGGAGGUCUCCCAGGGCCGUACAUAAAAUGGUUUCUGGAUAAACUAAAGCCAGAGGGUCUGUACAAGCUUUUAGCAGGGUUUGAGGAUAAAUCCGCCUGGGCUCUUUGCACAUUUGCGUUUUCUCCUGGCAAAGAAGAACCUGUUCAGCUCUUCCGAGGAAUCACUGAAGGCAAGAUUGUGGAGCCCAGAGGCCCCCGAGAUUUUGGAUGGGAUCCUUGUUUCCAGCCUGAUGGCUAUGAUAAAACCUAUGCAGAGCUUCCUAAAGAGGUGAAGAACAGCAUCUCUCACCGGUACCGCGCCCUGGCAGCUAUGUCGGAACACUUCUCCAAACUGAACGACGGAGACCCAGAGACCAAACGCACCAAACAAUCCGACUAAUCGCAAGCAGGUUCGACCAAUCUGGAGUCAGUUCGUCUCAUCAGUAUCGGGCAUUUGACCAAGGCGAUGUGCUGCAACUAUCAACGCGAGACUUGUGAAACGGUUUAAAACCGCAGUCUGUAAAAUAUCUUUUAAAUAAAUAAAUAAAAACGUGGUGU
This is a messenger RNA of Hemibagrus wyckioides, 834 nucleotides long. RefSeq names its product inosine triphosphatase (nucleoside triphosphate pyrophosphatase) (gene itpa). The record is from RefSeq and is a predicted model, not a curated record. The transcript has 8 exons. The coding region runs from base 62 to 676 and encodes 204 amino acids. Lineage: Eukaryota; Metazoa; Chordata; Actinopteri; Siluriformes; Bagridae. Gene Ontology annotation, cellular component: cytoplasm. Gene Ontology annotation, biological process: nucleoside triphosphate catabolic process. Gene Ontology annotation, molecular function: nucleoside triphosphate diphosphatase activity.